Messenger RNA from Myripristis murdjan (pinecone soldierfish), 2618 nucleotides. Its product is annotated as cyclin-Y-like protein 1. Lineage: Eukaryota; Metazoa; Chordata; Actinopteri; Holocentriformes; Holocentridae. The coding region runs from base 872 to 1897 and encodes 341 amino acids. The record is from RefSeq and is a predicted model, not a curated record. Gene Ontology annotation, molecular function: protein kinase binding. The transcript is spliced from 10 exons. Gene Ontology annotation, biological process: regulation of cyclin-dependent protein serine/threonine kinase activity.
GUCACCUCUGAACCGCUCCUGCUUGCUUGACGUCCAGGACGCGUCUUCUGCAAAAUGCGAUGAGAUGAAAGCUAUCCUCUCCAAAAACCACAUCGCCGCUACAUUCGUGCUGAUUUAACUCUUUUUAGGUGUUUUUCAUUCAGCGGGGCUUGCAUGACAGUACGCGGGUUGUGAAAGGCUUUUGAGCGGAGCGGGGAGUUCAGCUGCAGUGCCUAUGGAUUGAUCCAUGCCGCUGGAGCCAAAGCCAAAGGACCGAGGCUGCGGAAGCUAGCGUUAGCCGGCUAGCCAUGGAAGAAGACUGGGAAGCCUGUGACUUUCUGUUGCUGGUUACCACCCCGUAAAAUGAGCUGAUCGUCGUUAUUCUCAGUCCAGACUCGGCUGUCAAAAUCAUUUCUUUCUAAAUCAAGUGCGCCAAUACUAUGCUGCGCACACGCCCUCAAUAUGUCAGCUGUCCUGACUGUACCGCAGAUAUCCAGUCUGGUUGGCUAUCAUUAGACAAAUCCCAUCCCAAAGUCAGAUUUUUCACUCGCAGGAGGACUGCUGGUCCUAAAAGCCUUAACCGGUCUUGAUUUAAUUUAAAUUCUAAUAGAGCUGAGGUCUCUAAUGCACUAUCAGAGGUGUAAAAAUCAUGUUCUUUGUCUAACAGGCUGCUCACACCAACUACAAUCAGACAGAUCUACUUUGAUUUGCCUUCCAGGUUUAGUUUUGCCCUAAACUAACUGCUAAUCAAAAGCCUUUACGUUUGCCUUGGUGAAAGCUGCAGACUCCCUGCAGCAGAGUUUGAGUGUCAGUCAGAGCAGAGAGUGAAUCCCUCCCUCAGUUGUAUGGGAAACAGUGUAGCUGGCUGCAGGACUGUUGUAGGUCGUAGGCAAUGGGAGGCUCGGUGUCAUGCUGCAUCUCUCCCGGAGAGAGUCCCAAGAUCCACAGGAGGGAGGUGGAGCUGGAGGAAUGUCCCAUCACCACCACCGAGGACGUGAGUGAGGACACUGGGACCUACCUGCAGCACAUCAGCGACAGGGAGCUCCCCGAUGAACUGGCCCAGGAAGCCAACCCAUCUGACCAUCCCAGAGCCAGCACCCUGUUCCUCAACAAGUCCCAGACAGAUGUCCGUGAGAAAAGGAAAAGCAAUUACCUGAAUCAUAUGUCCCUGGGCCUGCUGACAAAAAAGUACAGUUCCUGCUCUACAAUAUUCAUCGAUGAUAGCACAGUCAGCCAGCCCAACCUAAAGAGCACAGUCAAAUGUGUCACAUUGGCCAUAUACUAUCACAUUAAGAACAGAGAUUCAAACCGCUCUCUCGAUAUAUUUGAUGAGAAGAUGCAUCCAUUGUCGAGAGAGAAGGUUCCAGACGAUUACUCGGUCGUGGACCCAGAACACAAACUCAUCUACCGCUUCGUCCGAACGCUCUUCAGCUCGGCCCAGCUCACCGCCGAAUGCGCCAUCGUCACCCUGGUGUACCUGGAGAGGCUGCUGACCUACGCCGAAAUGGACAUCUGUCCCUGUAACUGGAAGCGCAUCGUUCUCGGUGCCAUUCUGCUGGCCUCCAAGGUCUGGGACGACCAGGCCGUGUGGAACGUCGACUACUGCCAGAUCCUCAAAGAUAUAACCGUGGAGGACAUGAAUGAGAUGGAGCGUCACUUCCUGGAGCUGCUCCAGUUCAACAUCAACGUCCCGGCCAGCGUCUAUGCCAAGUACUACUUUGACCUGCGCUCGCUGGCCGACGACAACAACCUGAGCUUCCCCCUCGAGCCGCUCAGCAACAAGCGGGCCCAGAAACUGGAGGCCAUCUCCAGGCUGUGUGAGGACAAGUACAAGGACCUGAGUAAAUCGGCGAUGAGGAGGUCCCUGAGCGCGGACAACCUGGUGGGUGUGAGGCACUCCCAGGCUGUGCUGUCUUAAGUCCGGGACAGCCAUCGUAAAUCUGGCAAGAGAGAGAGGAGAGAUGGACUUGGAGCCAAACUCCUGGCGGGACUGCCACAGCCAGGAAGCUUUCCCCAAAAGACGUUUUCACUGAAUAGAUCAUGGCAGUAAUUGAAGAGUUCUAUCCCAAAAGUUAAAUGUCCACUUUGCAAAAUGGCAUUACGUGAAGUUUCUCAUUCAGCAUCUCUUAAAAUAUAGUUGAUCCACUCUCUGAGCGUGUCCAUUACAUCAACAGACAACUUCCGCUACCUGCCAUCCUUUAAAAAGAACAGCAGUUUGGUUUAAUGUUUUGCCAUCAGUGAUUUGAAGAGUCGCGGUCAGAUUUUUGAAAUGUCGGAUGUCUAAUUCUGGAAUGAAACGCUUCAAUUCAGCAUGUGAAGGUGCUCACUGAAGCCACACAAACUGAGGACCUCAUUUUUUUUUUUUUUUUUUUAAUUUUAAACAUCAGCCUGUCUUUUUGGGACGUCACCAUGAUCACUCCUCCUCUUCCCACCAGCUGUACCCCUCCCUCACCAAGACAAUGGCCGAGCAUCUUGAACUACCCUGUGGUGUAGUUCUGCACAUGGACAAAGAACAGACUGUUUGCUUUUUGCUUACUAUGUAGGCCCUUAUAGCUGUGAAAUGUAUGAGAUUUUAUUUAAUUCAAAUAAAUUUCAGUCGCUGUAUUUAAAGUAAAGGCUAAAUAAAUGAGAAAAUGAGU